AUGGCCGCCGCGCUCCGGCCGCUCCGCGCCCUCGGCCGCGCCGCGCCGCCGCCCCGCGCCCGCCGCCUGCAGCUCAGCGCGGCCCGGGGCGACGCCGUGGUGAUCUCGGGGAGGAAACUGGCCCGGCAGAUCCGGCAGGAAGCGCGGCACGAGGUGCAGCACUGGGUGGCCGCCGGCAACAGGAGACCCCACCUGAGCGUGGUGCUGGUGGGGGAGAACCCGGCCAGCCACUCCUACGUCCUCAACAAAACCAAAGCGGCGGCGGAUGUGGGGAUCAGCAGCGAGACCAUCCUCAGGCCAGCCUCCAUCAGCGAGGAGGAGCUGCUGGAGCUGAUCACCAAACUCAACAGCGACGCGGGCGUGGACGGGCUCCUGGUGCAGCUUCCCCUGCCUGGUGACGCCACGGUGACCAUCUCGCACCGCUACACGCCCAAGGAGCAGCUGAAGCAGCACACGAUCCGCGCCGACAUCGUGGUGGCCGCCGCNAUGUGUGACGCCACGGUGACCAUCUCGCACCGCUACACGCCCAAGGAGCAGCUGAAGCAGCACACGAUCCGCGCCGACAUCGUGGUGGCCGCCGCAGGCAUCCCCAACCUGAUCACGGCCGACAUGGUGAAGGAGGGCGCGGCGGUGAUCGACGUGGGGCUCACGCGCGUGCAGGACCCGCUCACGGCCCAGCCCAGGCUCGUGGGGGACGUGGAUUUCGAAGGGGUGAGGAAGAAGGCGAGUUACAUCACGCCGGUGCCCGGCGGCGUGGGGCCCAUGACGGUGGCCAUGCUGAUGAAGAACACCAUCAUCGCCGCCAAGAAACGGCACGGGGCCCUGAACGGAGCCGGGUUUAGCGAGGGAUCCCUCUGA
This is a messenger RNA of Lonchura striata (white-rumped munia), 858 nucleotides long. The record is from RefSeq and is a predicted model, not a curated record. Lineage: Eukaryota; Metazoa; Chordata; Aves; Passeriformes; Estrildidae.